This is a messenger RNA of Vicia faba (fava bean), 1482 nucleotides long. Lineage: Eukaryota; Viridiplantae; Streptophyta; Magnoliopsida; Fabales; Fabaceae. The record is from the annotation of a GenBank genome assembly.
AUGUCUAUCACGUCUCAAAACAGCGAAGUUGUUGAUCUAAAAUCCUUGAAAAAGGAUAAAGUUGUACCCAAGGCAGGUUCAACUUCUUCUUUGAAAGUGUCAAUAACCACUACUGAGAAUCCUCCUUCUGACCAAGAAGAUGACUCCUCAAAAAAGAAAAAGGAAAGUGGGUUACCUCCCAAGUCUCCUAAGAAACAAAAACACGAAAGUGCCCAUUCUGAAAAUGAAUCAGAAAAAGAUGAAGACAUUUCUCCUCUAAAACGAAAAAAGAAAAAGAAAGUCAACAAAUCUGGCGAAGGUUCUCAACUUGCCAAUCCUUCAAAAAACAAAGUGAAUGUGACUGCUCCCAAGGUCAAAUCCAAAGGAUCUUCGAAGCCUCAGUCUUCGAAGAAUGUAAUUUCAGAAUGCAUUGGUAGCAAUGCAACUUCUGAUGAACAAAAGAGCGCUCCUUUUGUUCUUUCUGAUCCUCCAGCCAUUCAAGGCCAAGCUUCCAAACUUGCAGCCUCCUCUCAACCAGAAGGUUUCAACGAAGCUGUUUUAAAUAAAGGUUCGUCCACUGCUGCUACUCCUGCAGAGACCAUCGAAGUCUUAGAUCAACAAGCAACCUCGCCUCCAUUGGUCGAAGCUUUAGACCAACAAGCAACUUCGCCUCCCUUGACAGAGGGCCAUGUAGCUGGCGAACGAUACACAACGCUCGAAACUCUCAUCAAUGACAAUCCUAGUGACUCUUCUCCAAGAAGGGUACAUUUUGCUAACCAAUCUGAAGAGGAAAGUGACACACAUACUGUGAGUCGUUACUUCGCAGAUGGUGACGAAGAUGAGAUAGCGCAAGAGGAGGUGGAAGUUCCAGUACCUACUGGGACUAUUUUCACUAAAAACCCAGACCCUCCAAUCUUGACUGGGGAACAGAAGGAAGAGCUAAAAUGGAGCAAUCCCCUGAAAUAUAUCAAACUAAUGCUAGCUCAACGAGAUUCUUCGUCUAGCAAAAAUCAAUCUGAAGAUUCCAGCCAAAUAAAGGACAAUGCCCCUCUUACUUCUCUUGAUCAACUUAUUCAACAAGUUAGCAGUGAAUAUAUUAGGGUUAAUGAUGCUGAGGCUAAAAUUCGAAGCAAACAAGAAUCUUUGUCUAAAGCUUACGAUCAAACUUCAAAACUUUCUGAAGAAGCAGAGAAGUUGGAGCGCGCUAAAAUCCAGGCCCAAGACAAGCAUGAUGUCUUGGCUCGAUCAAUCAUGUUUUGGGAAUCUCAGAUUGAAGAACUUAAGAAGAAGAUUGAGGGUGCUCGAAAUGAGAAGGCAGCCUUGAAGUUUGUUGAUGACCAAGAGCUUGAAAAUCUUGUUACACAAAGUCUUCAACAGAUGGAGGUGGCUGAAGGAAUAAUUGAAGAAAUCAAAGGGCUCGAAAACGUCAGAAAUACUACCCAAUGCAAAAUCAACUUAUGCAAGAGCAAGUUUGCUAAGUUGAAACGAAACGCCCCUUUCUGA